GGGAGAUCGAAUGCGCGACGUCUUCUUGAGUGAAAAUUCCAAGAACAGGCAUUUGGUUUUGCUUGUUAGGGAAUAAGACACAGGUCAAGAUGCCUGUGGUCAACGUCGGCGAUCUAGUGCGCCUGCAGCGCAAAGCAGACGAUAUCCGGAAUAUAUGUAUUUUAGCACACGUCGACCAUGGCAAGACAUCUCUUACAGACAGCCUCAUCGCAACGAACGGCAUCAUCUCCCCCAAAUUGGCAGGCAAGAUCCGCUAUCUCGACUCGCGGCCAGAUGAACAACUGCGCGGUAUCACAAUGGAAUCAUCGGCCAUUUCAUUAUACUUCUCGAUGCUACGAAGAUCAGCACCAGACGCUACACCAGAGAAGAAGGAAUACCUGAUAAACCUGAUCGACUCGCCGGGCCAUAUCGAUUUCAGCAGUGAGGUUUCUACCGCAUCGAGGUUAUGUGAUGGUGCACUCGUUUUGGUGGACGCUGUCGAGGGAGUGUGUAGUCAGACCGUGACUGUUUUGCGCCAGACAUGGGUUGAGAAGUUGAAACCGUUGCUGGUUAUCAAUAAGAUGGAUCGACUUAUAACGGAACUGCAAAUGAGUCCCGCGGAGGCAUAUUCACAUUUGAGUAAACUUCUCGAGCAAGUUAAUGCCGUCAUCGGUAGCUUUUACCAAGGCGAGCGCAUGGAGGAAGAUCUUCUAUGGAGAGAGCGCAUGGAAGAACGCGUCAAUGCAGCAGCUGCGAAGGAUAAAGAUCAAGCUAAAAAUUUUGCCUCUGAUGAUGCAGACGGGACGGAUUCACAUGCUGGUACAGACCUGGACGAAUUCGAAGAGAAAGACGAUGAGGAUUUAUAUUUUGCACCGGAGAAAAACAAUGUUAUAUUCUGCAGUGCCACAGACAACUGGGCUUUCACAGUUCGACAAUUCGCGGGUUUGUAUGAAAAGAAGCUUGGGAUUAAACGGUCGUCACUUGAAAAGGUGCUUUGGGGCGAUUUUUACCUAGACCCAAAAACGAAGAGAGUGUUGGGCUCGAAACAUCUCAAAGGACGGGCUCUUAAGCCCAUGUUUGUUCAGCUAGUGCUGGAUAGUGUCUGGGCUGCGUAUGAGGCUACGACUGGUGGUGCUAAAGGAAAGGGUGAUCCUGUCCUGCUCGAGAAGAUUAUGAAGUCAUUGAACAUUACGAUACCUCCCCACGUUCUCCGGUCUAGGGAGUCUAGAAACAUCAUGUUAGCACUUUUCUCCUCAUGGCUACCACUCUCUACCGCUGUGCUAGUAUCUGUGAUGGAAUACCUCCCCAGCCCGCGAACAGCACAAGCCACCAGACUUCCUGAACUGAUCAAUAAUUCGCCCGCCUCUGACUUUGUCGACCAGAAAGUUAAAGACGCCAUGAUCAAUUUUAAAACCGACGCCGAUGCUCCUGUUGUGGCAUACGUCAGUAAAAUGGUCGCAAUACCGGAGAGUGAGAUGCCACAGAAUACCAAACGAGUUGGCGCAGCAUUAACGGCCGACGAAGCUCGGGAAUUAGCACGCAAGAAGCGAGAAGAGAUAGCAAAGCUGCAAGCAGAGGCCAAUGAACAGGAUGAUGACUUUGGUAGAGUCACGUCGGCGCUUGCUAAUGCAAGCUUGGAUGACCAGGAAGGGGUUCAGACGGAAGAAAAAGUCGACAAAGAGCAUCUUAUUGGGUUUGCCAGGUUGUAUUCAGGGACGUUGAACGUUGGCGAUUCUGUGUACGUUUUGGGUCCAAAGUUCUCGCCAGCAAACCCCCAUGCUAGUCCGGAGCCUGUGAAAGUCACCAUCACAAACCUAUAUCUGCUCAUGGGCCGAAGUCUGGAACCCCUCAAAUCGGUACCUGCAGGUGUAGUGUUUGGAAUCGAAGGAUUAGCUGGCCACAUCCUAAAGACAGGCACCUUAUGUAGCCAGCUGGAGGGUAGUAUCAACUUGGCCGGUGUGUCCAUGACAAGCCCACCAAUUGUCCGAGUUGCACUCGAGCCUGUCAACCCAGCCGAUUUAAACAAGAUGAUCAAUGGCCUCAAACUAUUAGAGCAAAGUGAUCCAUGCGCACAAUACGAAGUCCUACCAAGCGGCGAACAUGUGAUAUUGACGGCCGGUGAACUACACUUGGAGCGAUGUCUCAAGGAUCUUCGAGAACGAUUCGCAAAAUGCGAAAUCCAAGCCGGUGAGAUGAUUGUGCCGUUUCGAGAGAGUAUUGUCAGCACGAGUGAAAUGGCUCCUCCCAAAAAUCCGGAACUAGGACGGGGUGCGGUAUUGACUGUAUCGCCCUCGAAGCAAUUAACUAUUAAACUGCGUGUACUCCCUCUUCCCGGGGAGGUUACCGAGUUCUUGACAAAGCAUGCAGGAACAAUUAAGCGACUACGAUCUGAGAAGAGAGCAGAAGUUGCACAAAAGGGAAAACAUGCCGAAGAUGCCAGUGAAGAAGUCGAAAGUCGAGAGGUUGAAGAAACCGAAGGUCUGGAGGCAAAUGUCCUCUCAGUGGCCGAUUUCAAGCAAGAAUUACGAAAGUUACUUGCUAAGUCGAAAUAUGAGAAUAUCAAUGCAGAUGCAGUGGAGAAGAUUAUAGCCUUUGGACCACGGCGAACAGGUCCGAAUGUGUUGAUUGAUGCUACUGCUGCCAAUGUUAGCGAUAAGUUUUUGUCCGAAGAACAGCGGAGUGCUCAUAACGGACUCAGUCGACAAGCAAUCACCAUUCGGGAUCUUUCUGAUAAGAUUGUCUACGCAUUUCAACUGGCCACUGCACAGGGACCUCUGUGUCACGAACCCGUCCAGGGUAUUGCGGUUAUUCUCGAGGAUAUCGCUCUGCAUGUCGAGGACGAGGAUGCAAUUGAUUUUGGCCGCUUGACGGGUGAAGCGAUUCGCAUAGUGCGCGAUUCCGUUUCCCAAGGGUUCUUGGACUGGAGUCCACGUAUCCUACUCGCAAUGUACAGUUGCGAGAUUCAGGCAUCAACCGAAGUCCUAGGUCGAGUAUACGGUGUCAUAACCCGUCGAAGAGGCCGUAUCCUCUCCGAAACUAUGAAAGAAGGAACACCCUUCUUCACCAUCCUCUCCCUUUUACCGGUCGCCGAAUCAUUCGGUUUUUCAGAUGACAUCCGUAAACGAACCUCGGGUGCAGCAUCACCUCAACUCAUAUUCGCGGGAUUCGAAGCUCUGGAUGAAGAUCCCUUUUGGGUUCCUGCUACGGAAGAAGAAUUGGAGGAUUUGGGUGAGCUGGCGGAUAGAGAGAAUGUGGCGAAGAGGUAUAUGGAUGCUGUGAGGACGAGGAAGGGGUUGUUUGUGGCCGGGAAGAAGUUGGUUAAGGAUGCGGAGAAGCAGAAGACGUUGAAGAGGUAG
Talaromyces stipitatus ATCC 10500 is the source of this 3335-nucleotide messenger RNA. RefSeq names its product ribosome biogenesis protein Ria1, putative. The transcript is spliced from 6 exons. Gene Ontology annotation, biological process: cytosolic ribosome assembly. The record is from RefSeq and is a predicted model, not a curated record. Gene Ontology annotation, cellular component: ribonucleoprotein complex; cytosol. Lineage: Eukaryota; Fungi; Ascomycota; Eurotiomycetes; Eurotiales; Trichocomaceae. The coding region runs from base 90 to 3335 and encodes 1081 amino acids. Gene Ontology annotation, molecular function: GTPase activity; GTP binding; ribosome binding.